AUGUCGACCAUCACGCCGACGGCGCUGCAGAGCUCGCAGCCGCCCAUCAUCCCCCUGCCGUUCAACGCAAACCAGCCUGAAACGAUCCGGCUGUACCCGCUGUCGAACUACACCUUUGGCGUGAAAGAAACUCAACCUGAGGAAGACCCGAGCGUGCUGGCCCGUCUGAAGCGUCUGGAGGAGCAUUAUCAGGCGCACGGCAUGCGCCGCACCUGUGAGGGCAUCUUGGUCUGCCACGAACACAACCACCCGCACAUUUUGAUGCUGCAGAUUGCCAACGCUUUUUUCAAAUUGCCGGGAGACUACCUGCGGCCGGAGGAUGAGGAAAUCGAGGGUUUCAAGGCCCGUCUCGACGAGCGGCUCGCCCCCGUCGGCAGCCUUGGCGAGGGUAACAAGGCCGGCGACUGGCAGGUCGGCGAUUGUCUUGCGCAGUGGUGGCGGCCGAAUUUCGAGACCUUCAUGUAUCCCUUCGUGCCGGCCCAUAUCACACGUCCCAAGGAGUGCAAGAAGCUUUACUUUAUCCAGCUGCCGCAUUCGAAGGUCCUGAGCGUGCCCAAGAAUAUGAAGCUCCUCGCAGUCCCGCUCUUUGAGCUUUACGAGAACACACAGCGAUAUGGGCCUCAGCUCUCCGCGAUCCCUCACCUUCUUUCCCGCUACAACUUCGAAUUCGUGGAUGAGAACGGCGACGUGGUGGCCGCCACGCCAGGUGCCGGGGCGGGCGAUGGCUAUGUGCCCCGGACCAAAGUUCUGGCUGGCGGCGACGACGUCGAUAUGAAGACGGAGAACGGGACACACUGA
Chaetomium strumarium is the source of this 798-nucleotide messenger RNA. Its product is annotated as nucleotide hydrolase-domain-containing protein. Gene Ontology annotation, molecular function: mRNA 3'-UTR AU-rich region binding. Bases 1 to 798 code for a protein of 265 amino acids. The transcript is spliced from 2 exons. Gene Ontology annotation, cellular component: mRNA cleavage factor complex. NCBI's taxonomy places the organism in Eukaryota, Fungi, Ascomycota, Sordariomycetes, Sordariales, Chaetomiaceae. The record is from RefSeq and is a predicted model, not a curated record.